UCGGUUUGGUCCGACACCGACGGUGCAUUUUAAUAUCUGAACACACCCGCCUCACAGUAUUUUUAUUUCUCAUCAGCAAGUGUGGUUUAUGAAUAUAGAUGUUUUAAUCUCUCAAACAUGUCAAUAGGCUAGUAUUUUAGAUCUGACCAAAUUUUUUAAUAAUUCUUAAGCAAUAUCAAAAUCAAGAAAUAUGCAGAAAUUUAUGGACUUAACAGUUAUUGAUGUAAAGUCUCCGGAUUGUAUAUUGGUCCGAGAAGCACCAAGUGCCUCUCCUUCGCAGAAUGUCGAAACAUUCAAAGAAAUGUCUCGAGAGAUGAAUGACUAUUUCAAUGACCAGUACUUGGUCUUUGAUGUUCAUUUUCCAAAGAACAACGAGAUCUGUGCUGCCCUCAUUAACAAGCAUGGGAGAUGGCACCGUGUGCGAAUCAAACAAAUACUUUCUUCUCUUCGUGGACCGAAAGUUAGCUGCUUCUUGCUGGACACUGGCAAAGUGGAGACAAUACAGGUCCAAAACAUCCGGCAAAUUCCACUCAAAUUUCUUGAAGUGCCAUUCCAAGCGAAGACUUUUGUCUUACUGGGUGUACAGCCUCUGACUCUCAGUAUCAAUUCUGAUAUACAGGCUGUGCAAAGGCCUUGCAAAGUAUGGGAUAAAUCUGUAACAACAUUUAUCAGGGAUUUAUUUAGGGAGGCCAGCAUGAUCCAAGCUAUUGUGAAGACUGAAAAAGCAUCUCGUCUUUUUGGUCACAUGUACCUGAAGAUACCUGGCAAGGAGUUUCUUGUUUCCUUGAAUGAUCGUCUUGUACAGGAGAAAUAUGCGAUCUUUGGAUCUGGUCACAUCUCGAAUUUAUCUGAAGAAGAGCCAGAACAGAAUUGUGUGUCUUCUUCUGAAGAUAUGAACAGCAGCAAAGUACGUGAUAGUCUCUCUCCAAUACCUUUGAAGAAUUGUCGCAGUAAAGAAUCUACCAAAUAUUAUGGCUCAUUUCUGCCCGAUUCUUUAUCUCCUGAGGAAGUCAUUGAAAGAAAGAAGCCCGAAAGAUUACCGAAAGGUGUGUGUAACUCCCAUCGAUCAUCAUCCAGGAUGAGACGAGUCUCUACGUGUUCUGAUAGUGACUCAUCACCUUCCAUUUGCACCAGAAGGGGUUACAUGCAAUAUUUGGAGAAAGUUAAAAGCCAGCGCCAGAAGCACAAGUCUCUGGAAUCGAUAUUACAAAGAGGAGAUGGAGAGGGCGACAAAGAGAAUACUGAUGGCAGUUCAAGUCCACCCUUGGCUGAAAGUGCUCCUCAACUUCCACAGCUUGAAGACAUCCCAAAAGAGUCUCCAGGCAUUUUGAGAAGUACUAAGAAGCCUCAUAGAAAGAGUCAUCUUGGUAGUAGAGAAAAUAUCGAUAUGGCAACGCCUGUUACUUUGGCAGGAAGAGGACGGGGGCAAGGAAAAGGAAGAGGAAAACUACUUAACUGGGGCCUGACUGCCUGUAAUAACAACAAAGAUUCUCAUUCAGAAGUAUCUUGCUUGAGAAAAUCGAAAAUGGUUACACCAGUCACUCAUCAAGACGUUUCAAAUCAGAAGGUCAAUCAGCAGUUACAUAACACCAGUGGUCAGUCAUCAUCAGACCGUAGCAGAAUUGGGAAAGCUAAUAAGUCCUUAUCGUCAAAGAAGUGGAACAGUUCUGCAAGGAAUUCCCAGAGAUCUUGUUCCAGUGAUUACAAUAAUGGGGAUAGUUUGGAUGAUGAAGAAAUAAUUAGGGGACAGUCUGUGAUUGGAGAUGUAUUGCCAUCAGGUAGCAGGAUUCAGAGGAUUAAUAAGAUUUUAGGCAACCAUAAUAAAAUCUCAUCAAAUGAUCAUCAAUUAAGGUCCAUUCCGACUUUGGAGGAAAUUUCUUCGGAAGGGUCGCUUUCUACAGAGGAAAUCUACCAACCGCCACUCAAUGACAGUGGCAAGCAUGCUCCAAAGAAUUCUUCAAAUUUCUCUCUCUACCGUAGCUCUGAAGUAUUUUCCAGCUCAGAGAGUUACCCUGCUUCCCGGAAUAAAAACAGUGACAAUGAAAGUAAUAAUGACAGCAGAAACAACAACAGACAUGGACUUUUUUACAGGCAUUGUGAUCAGGAAGAUGAUAAUAAUGAAUUAGAUCUGAUCCUCAGUCACUUAAGAUCAGUAAGAAAGACAUCCAAUGCUUCCUCAUGGCAUAGUCCAGCUGAGACUGAAACUACAGGUUGUAGUGCAAAGACUACAAUAGAAAACACAAGUCCACAAUCAUUAGCAUCAUCAUCAUCAUCAGCAUCAUCAUUGUUAUCAUCUAACUGUAAAAUUCAGUUCAAUCACUCAACUUCAUCACCACAAUCAAAAUGGAUCUUACCAGUGAGAAGCAGUGACUCCAAAUGCUCAGAAUCUGAACUUGAUAAACACCAAAGAAAUUCAGAGGUGCCAGAAGAAAUAUCUAAGCUUAGCAUUGGCAAACGUCUCCAUAGCAGAUCUUCUAACCAAAGUGAUGUUUUCCUCAAGAAGUAAUUUCCCUUUUCAUUUACAUAUCUAAAUUUCCAUAAUGAGUAACUCCAGUGUAAUGUUAGAAUUUCCAGACUUUCGACCUUGUCUUUCAGAAUUCUCUGUUCCACACAUGUGAGUGGCCAUAUGUCUGUGGCAAAAGUCAAAAUACAUUUAGGGGUCAUUGGUCUUCCCUACCUAGUUUUAAGUACCCUAAGGUGGUACUGUUUAGUUUUUUGAACAGUUAUAACUGCACUGAAAAUUUUGAGUUUUUUAAAAAUUUUCAUUAGAUCACACACACACACACACACACACACUCUGAAACAAAAACUGAUAAAUACCUAGAUAUCUGGUUCUUCAGAAAUGUUAUUUUGUUUUAAAAUAUGAUGUUUGUCAUAAGUUGUUAUACAAUAACUAUUGAACUGAUUAUUGGAAUCAAUAACCAAUUAAUUUUGCUUUAGAACAAUAACAUAUUUUAAUUUCAGAAGCAUGAGUCGGAUACAUUAGAAUAAUGCAGAAACGUGUGGUUUACUUUACCCUGUCCUGUAUAUCAUAUGUGGUACACAAGACAUAUUUUCUUGUUGUUCAUAGAGAUUUCCAUUUUAAUUUCAACCACCAGAGUAACUUGGACCUUAUGAAAGGAAAUCUUUAUAUUACUCAGUGUAUGAAAACAAGGUCUUUUGAAAACGAGCAUGGAUGUUUAGGACAAAUUUAUGAAAAUGAUUUAGAUGGGUUAAGGGUUAAGAAAAUCUAUCUACUUUAGUACUUGAUUCCAUUUCAAUGAUAAUGAGGGUUUCAAAAAUGAUCCACCAUCCUAUAGAAGGAUUGAUAAACUGUCUUGGUCCAAACAAUGUUGAUGAGUACAUGUUCAAUUAACAAUGCGCCCCCCAUGUCAGACAAUAUUAUAUACCAUAAUUGAGCAUCAGUCAAACAUCACUGCUCAUUUCGAAAGGUUUAAAUUUAUGCAAAUUUAGCUUCAAUUUCAUACAAGCAUGAAAUAAAGACAGAUUCAAUCUCAGUUUAAUUCUAUGAAGAAAUGAUCAGGCAAACACCACUGCAUUUUUUUUUUUUUUGAAAGAUUUAAAUUUACAUAAUUUUCAUCCUUUGGUUCAUACAAAGACUAAAUGAAUGAGUUAACCCUUUCGUUACCUCAUUUCUGUUGAAGUACACGGACUUUGUUUCAGUUAAUUUUGAAAAGUGUGAAGAAUUUAUUGAAAUAAUUUCGUUGUUAUUAAGCUGGUGUUUGGAACAUUAAUUAAGAUGAAGUUUUCAUGGAGGAAGUUUUUAAUUUAGAUUGCUUUAAAACAAGUAGUGUGUAUCGUUUGAAUUGAGGGAGAUUUUGGUUGAAUUUGUUAUGAAAAUAAUUAAGUUGGUAUUUGGAACAUAACAUGAAGUUUUGUUGGAAGCUAUUAAUCUAAAUCACUUUAACCAUUUUUGUUACCAUAUUCCUGCUGAAAUGCACUGUGUUUAUUUCAAUUAAUUUUGAUAAUGAAGCAUUUAGUAAAAUAACCUUAUUAUUAAGCUAAUGUUUGGAACAAAUUAAUAUGACGUUUUGUUGGAAGUGUUUAACUUAAAGUAAUUGCUCAAAAACAUAGAACUAGAGAUGAUCUUUGAUAGGUUGGCAUAAAAAAUGGCUAACCUGGUGUUUGGAAUAUAAACUAACAUGCAAUUUUGGUGAUAGACUUUAAAUCAGGAAGUUUGCAUCAUAGAACCAGAGAUGGUAUCAAAAAAGGUUAACUGAUUACCAGGUGGUAUUAUGGGGAACAUAUUGUGAAUUACCUCCAAAAUCUCCUGAAUCAACUGUUCCUGAUUUCUUCAUGUAAAGAUAUCAUAAAAAUAGAAUCUACCAACAUGGGUUCACCAUCAUCCAGGAAUUGUGGGCUACAAUCAUAGGCUGAUUUCCUAACUUGAAAGUUGACAUAUGUCUCAAGACCUUCCAAUUGAUUACUUGAAAGUUACCUGUUUGACAAUCAAAGUAGCAUAUUUUCAUUUAAUGAUUUUUUUUUUAAAUAAAGUAUUUCUAGUA
Messenger RNA from Octopus bimaculoides (California two-spot octopus), 4505 nucleotides. RefSeq lists its product as uncharacterized. Gene Ontology annotation, molecular function: nucleic acid binding; ATP binding. NCBI's taxonomy places the organism in Eukaryota, Metazoa, Mollusca, Cephalopoda, Octopoda, Octopodidae. The record is from RefSeq and is a predicted model, not a curated record. Gene Ontology annotation, biological process: germ-line stem cell division.